This is a messenger RNA of Paramecium sonneborni, 234 nucleotides long. The record is from the annotation of a GenBank genome assembly. Lineage: Eukaryota; Ciliophora; Oligohymenophorea; Peniculida; Parameciidae.
AUGGGAAGUUGUUCAUCUAGAAAAGAAUUUAAGAAGUAAACAAAUACUAUGGUUAAAUUAGAAGAAUAUAUAAAAAAUGUAGAUCAUAACAACAAUGCUCAUGAUUAAGCAUUAGUCAUUUUAUAUCAAAGCAGAAAUUAACGUUCAAAUCAUUUAAAUGAACCUGUUUUAAGUGGUUUUGCCAAACAGUUUUCCAGAACAACAGAUUAAUCUCAAUAAAGAAAUUCUACUUGA